AUCUACAUUAACAAGAAACUUUUAUAAAUAUAGAAGCUCCGGAGUUUAGAUAUUCAAAGCAAGAAAAGUAAACAAGAUUGAGAGAAGAAAGUAAUGGCUGCCUUAUCGGAGAAAGACGCUGCAGCUUAUCUGGACGCAAGGCCUAGAUAUCCAAUCGACUGGUAUAAGAAGAUAGCCGAACGGACACAAGACCACAAAUUUGCUUGGGAUGUCGGAACUGGUAACGGUCAAGCUGCUAUUGGGCUUGUUGAACAUUACGAGAAUGUGGUGGCUACCGAUAUAAACGAGGCGCAACUUAAACGAGCAAUCAAACACUCAAGAAUCAGUUACCAUCACACUCCAAAAAACAUGUCAGAAGACGAAAUGGUAGCUCUAAUCGGUGGAGAAAACUCAAUGGAUCUCAUAGUUGCUGCACAAGCUGUCCAUUUUUUCGACUUAACCACAUUUUAUAAUGUUGCAAAACGUGUACUUCGUAAGGACGGUGGCCUAAUCGCCAUUUGGGUCUACAACGACAUCAUUAUCUCGCCAGAGAUCGAUCCCAUAAUGAAGAGCCUUGUCGACUCCACCCUUCCUUUUAGAACUCCUAUUAUGAAUUUGGCGUUUGAUAGUUAUAAAACGCUGCCGUUUCCUUUUGAGAGCAUAGGGAUGGGAUCUGAGGGAGAGCCUGUUAGGCUUGACAUUCCGCAUAAGCUUUCUCUUAAAGGGUUCAUAGGAUUCUUGAAGUCGUGGCAGCCUGCUAUGAAGGCUAAGGAACAAGGAGUGGAGCUUGUAGAUGAAGAUCUUAUAGCCAAGUUUGAGGAAGCUUGGGGUGAUGAAAACCAAGUCAAAGAUGUUUACUACAAGGCUCAUAUGAUUGUUGGGAAAAUUCCGGAAAUGAGAAGUGAAUCUGAUAAAGUGUCUGAAGACAGUAACAAAGACAACUUGCUGCAAACCGAUGUUGGGAGAAAGCAAGAAAGGCGACAACCAUCAGAAGAAGAAAAUAGACAAAGUAAGAAACAAAACACAAGUGAAGAUGAGGCAUGCUAGAGAAUAACGUGUGGUUAGCGAUUUGAGUUAUUAAAGUUUGUAUUAACGAAAAGAUGAAUCAUCGCGUCAGUAUUUUAGCAAUUCAAUAAGGGGUUUAAAUAAAUAAAAUCUUUUAAACCA
Brassica oleracea var. oleracea is the source of this 1146-nucleotide messenger RNA. RefSeq lists its product as uncharacterized. The record is from RefSeq and is a predicted model, not a curated record. Lineage: Eukaryota; Viridiplantae; Streptophyta; Magnoliopsida; Brassicales; Brassicaceae. The transcript is spliced from 3 exons. Bases 94 to 1026 code for a protein of 310 amino acids. Gene Ontology annotation, molecular function: S-adenosylmethionine-dependent methyltransferase activity.